CAAAGUAGUUUACUCAUACUCCCACACUUUCUCCUAAAUAGCCAAAAAAAACAGAGCAAAAACACUGAGUAAGAAAGAAAGAAACAAAGAAAAAAUGGCAAGUAUAGUAAAGAGAAUGAAGUUGGGUUCUCAAGGUUUAGAUGUAUCAGCUCAAGGUCUUGGUUGUAUGGGAAUGUCUGCUUUUUAUGGCCCUCCAAAAUCUGAGGAAGACAUGAUCACACUUAUACACCAUGCUAUCAAUAUUGGCAUUACUUUUCUUGAUACUUCUGACUUUUAUGGACCUCAUACCAAUGAGAUUCUCCUUGGCAAGGCUCUGAAAGGAGGAAUGAGAGAAAAGGUACAAUUGGCAACCAAAUUUGGGAUUAAAAGGGUUGAUGGUAAGAUCGAGGUGCGUGGUGAUCCUGCCUAUGUGAGAGCUUGUUGUGAGGCUAGCUUGAAGAGGCUUGACGUUGAAUGCAUAGACCUUUAUUAUCAGCAUCGCAUCGAUACGAGUGUUCCCAUUGAAGUCACGAUGGGGGAACUUAAAAAACUGGUUGAAGAAGGAAAGAUCAAGUACAUUGGUCUAUCGGAAGCAUCUUCAGCAACAAUCAGACGAGCACACGCAGUCCAUCCAAUAACAGCCAUACAGAUGGAGUGGUCUCUAUGGUCACGAGAUAUAGAGGAAGACAUAGUACCUACUUGCAGAGAACUUGGCAUUGGCAUUGUUCCGUAUAGUCCUUUAGGACGUGGAUUCUUUUCUUUGGGGCCGAAGGUGGUUGAAACUUAUUAUGAACAUGACUAUCGCAAGGAUCUACCGAGGUUCCAGCCUGAAAACCUUGAGCAUAACAAAUACAUUUUCGAACGUGUGAGCGAAAUGGCAGCAAGGAAAGGGUGCACCACAUCGCAGCUUGCUCUAGCAUGGGUUCAUCAUCAAGGAGGUGAUGUCUGUCCCAUCCCAGGAACCAGCAAGAUCAACAAUCUGAACCAAAAUAUCGCGGCUUUAUCAGUGAAACUUACACCAGAUGAAAUGGCUGAACUCGAGUCUUUUGCCUCAGCAGAAAAUGUGAAGGGUGAAAGAUCUUGGAACAAAGUUUACUCUUGGGAAAAUUCAGAUACUCCACUGCUAUCUUCUUGGAAGACAGUAGAAUAAUCUUUCCACAGCUUUGAUGAUUGUGUUUAUGUUUCAGUGAUGCAAAAUACGAUGUUGUUCUAUAAGUCUUUUAAGUUAUUCUAGUCUAGGAAGUGAGAAUAAAGUUGAAUAAGAUCAUUUGAGUUGGUUUUGUGUGUA
This is a messenger RNA of Beta vulgaris subsp. vulgaris (sugar beet), 1267 nucleotides long. RefSeq names its product auxin-induced protein PCNT115. The transcript is spliced from 5 exons. Gene Ontology annotation, cellular component: cytoplasm. NCBI's taxonomy places the organism in Eukaryota, Viridiplantae, Streptophyta, Magnoliopsida, Caryophyllales, Amaranthaceae. The record is from RefSeq and is a predicted model, not a curated record. The coding region runs from base 95 to 1129 and encodes 344 amino acids.